Mytilus trossulus (common blue mussel) is the source of this 354-nucleotide messenger RNA. RefSeq names its product endonuclease domain-containing 1 protein-like. The record is from RefSeq and is a predicted model, not a curated record. Lineage: Eukaryota; Metazoa; Mollusca; Bivalvia; Mytilida; Mytilidae. Gene Ontology annotation, molecular function: nucleic acid binding; metal ion binding; hydrolase activity. The transcript has a single exon. The coding region runs from base 1 to 354 and encodes 117 amino acids.
AUGGUUUUCAUAUGUCAACAGUACAAGAACACAGUUUUUUAUGCAACACUUUAUGAUACAAUCAAUAGAAUUCCUGUAUACAGUGCAUUAGAACUAGACUUAACUUAUAAAGGUACACGACUCGAUGACAAGUUUUUCAUAGAGCCAAUGCUAGCAACUAAUUGGGGAGGUGGAGAUUUUAACAUGAUCAAAUUUGAAUCUUCUAAACAUUCAAAGUUUGGAAAAAAGCAAGCAUUAGGUACGGACUACAGUAACAGUGGAUAUGAUAAAGGCCAUGUAAAUCCCCAACUGUUUAAUGCCUUAAACAAUGACAGUAGAUAUGCAACAAAUUCCCUUACCAAUAUUGCUCCCUAA